GCACUUCCGCAGCGUGAAUACCCAGUAACUUAAGUGUUAAGUGUUACUUAAGUCAAUUCACAUUCAUUCAAAUGCAAACUAAUUAAUCAUGCGGUGUUUUACAAUUUUAAUAUUGUAUUUAUAUUUUAACCAAGACCACGUGUUUGGAAAUGUGCAAUUGUCGCUUCGGAAUUAUCUCGCUGAUCGAAUGCGCUACGUAAACGAGGAGUUUGCACGAAUAAAACGCUCCAAAGAUGUGCAUCAGCAGAGUCAAAUCGACUUCGGCGAGUCGCACCUCGUCACCUUCGAGAACACCACCGAGGCGCACACGUUCGACCUCUUCGGCCGCAAUUAUCUCCUCUCCGAUGGCGAGUUGUAUUACGUUGCGCCCGAAGACAACAAGUACAUCCUGACGUCGCUGAAGACGUUCCCUGAAAUGCGCGAUGAAAUUGCCUUCAUCAAGACGACUGACCACGAUGGAGUCGGGUUUAUGUUCGUGUGCUUCGUGCACGAUACAGUCUCGCAUGUUUAUCGCUUUAGCAACGAUUCGCUUGAGCCUCGGACGCCGGUGCAGACAAUCAAGACGAUCAAUCAAUUAACUGAUGCGACGUUUUUCGUUAGCCAUGGUUCAUUAUAUCUUGUCAUUUCUAGUGUACUAGGUGUUUCAAUGGCCCCAGUUGUUGUUUACAAAUGGGAAAAAAGUCAUUUUGAUGACAUAGAAAAAAUCUAUGUUGAUGGUGCAAUUGGGCUGAGCUCGUUUCCAAAUUUCGAUUCUGAUUCAGAAAUCCUCAUCGUCUUAAGACACAAUGAGUUAGAAUCAUCGAAUUCGUAUGUGUAUGAGUUUGAUGCCGAUAAAUUGAGCAAAAUCCAAAUCUUGGACGAUAUCAGAUCGACGCAUCUUCUUACUUUCAACCAUGCUAACCAUACGUUUCUUGUGGUCUUCAACGAUGCUCCUACUAGCACUCUAUAUCGAUGGUACCACAAUGAAUUUAUUCUUCUGCAUCAAUUUGAAGUCCAACCAAAUGUCCAACAAGUUUUUCUUUCAAUACAAGAAGAGAUUCCUUUGAUCGCUACAGUUACCAAAGAUAAUUUAAUGGUGUUUACUCUGAUGGUGGAUACCAUCCAACAUUUGAAGACGCAUCAGUUGGUUCCAAGCUUCACAAAAGUUUUAAACAUGCAUAUUACUCAGUUUUUUGGUGAAAAAGUGGUUUUACUCCUAGGGUUGACAGAUGAUCACGAAUUGAAUUUUAUGUUGAUUCCAAUGACCCACACGAAAAUAGAUAUAGUAAGCAGUGUGCAUCAAAGUGAUGGUCUUGAAGACUGUAUGAACAAGUUGGAUGACUUCAUUAAUAACUCCAAACUUGAUGAAUUGAUCAAACCUAGUCCUUCUAAAACCCAUGAGAAGAUAAUCCAAUCACCAAAGGAAGCUGAAGAGUUUACUCCUGGUCCAGAGGCGGCUUUAAGACAAAAUACUCCUGAGGAGUUUUCUUCAUUAGAUGAUCUUGAAGAAGAAACUAAUAAAGUCUUAGAACAACUUAAACAACUUGAAGUGAAGACACAGAAUUUAAAACCUUUGCUAUCUGAAGCUCUUGCAAACCAUGACGUGAUUGUUGAUGGAAAAGUCUUGAUCCAAGGGUCGUUGAAUGCAGAAAAAUUAAAGGCUUCGAGUAUACGUACCAAGAAACUCAACGGUAUUAACUGGGAGCCGGAAAGAUGGUUAUCCACUUCUGGUAAUCAAAUAAUCACAACUCCAAUGUACAUCAACAGCUUGAAGGUAUCCGAUCUGGAAGUCCACAACGACAAUGGUCUAUUCAAAGAUACGCUGUCCACGGCUGGUGUCCCCGAUGGGAAUCAAACGCUGACGGGAGUUAUGCGCGUCGCCUCCCUAAAAGCCUUCAACAUAUUCGCACCCCAAAUUAACGACGUCGACAUGCGAUCGCUUUAUCUGCGGCGCGCACCGGCCCGCAUAACGGGGAAUAAAAGUUUCAAUAACGUUCACGCCGCCGACGUCCAUGCCACCGCUCUAAACGGGAAAAACACAUCGGAAACCAUCAAGCUAUUCGGCGACCCCAAGGCGCUGCCAUACGAAUUCCAGCCUUUAGUGACGGUCAAGAAUUUGGUAGUGGAGACGAUUAACGACGUCGACUGGCGCAACUUUUCCGCAGAUGUGUUCCGCAUCGGUGGCGCGCAGACAAUUCGCGGGGAUGUGACGCUCAACAACGUGAAAACGCAAUUUCUAGCGCCGGAAUUCAUCGGAGGCGUGCGCGUCGAAGAUUUGCUGACGGCCACUACCACGCAGAAUGUCGAUUCCAUUGUAGAAUUUCGCACUGUUCAUGCUCCCAACAUCCGAGUGAAAAAAAUCAACAAUUUGGACUUUCAGCAUGACGUUGCCACAGUUUCCACUGGUGCAAAUACAUUGAUAGCCGGUCCGGUCACGCUGAAAACGAUGCAUAUCACCGGUAAUUUGGCGAUCAACGGCUCGGUGGACGAGUUCUACAAACAGAAUCACAUAGUAGGCACGCACGAACGCGAUUUAUUACAAAUUUAUAAUAACAAAGUGCGCAUCAACGGCGAUCUGCGCCUGGCGAACGUGCAGAUGACCCAGGCGGCGAGGCUGUUCAUUAACGGCAACGAGUUUAAUCAGGCGAGCUUCGACGACUACUGGCUGAAAACUACAAAUCAGGAGAUACCGGUGCAUUUCGAGGCGCAGCGCGGCAUUUCCACCCCGCAUUUGAACACCAAGCUCUUGAACGACAUCCCCAUCGAUGAUUACAUGGCCAAUGGUAUCACCACCAGUCCACCGGGUACAAAACACACAACAUACGUGUUCGAAAACGUCACCAUCAUUGGCAGCGUUAUCGUCGACGGGGCGAAACAGCAUCAACCAGAUUUACAGAAACUGAACGCCGACGCAGUUAGAUUAAAUGGCACGUAUACGUUGAGAGGCAGGAAAAAAUUUGCGGGUAGCAUGAGCGUGGAGAAUUUGAAAGCGGAUCAAUUGAACGAUGUUAAAACUAGUGAGUUACUCACACAAUCAGCGAGUAAUAUCAUCGGUAGCAAAAUCAUUCGCAAUCUAACGGUGCAGAGCGUAAACGUCAAUAAUUUGACGAUGCAACAAUUGCAUGGUAUCGAUCUGCAGGAGUUGCGGUCACGCGCUGUUUUCAUCGAUCAAUCGGCCGAGCUGGCCAACGUCGACUUUGAUAAUCUAACCGCUACUCAUCUCUUUGCGGCGAAAAUUAAUAACAAAUUAUUUAACGAGUACCUCGUCGAGUUGAAUCAACUGCAUCUGUUGGAGACGUUGAAUAAGCUGGAAAUCACUGGCAACGCUUCUAUUAGCAAAGUGGAUCACGUCAUUUAUAUUAAUACCGUGAAUAUGCCUGCAAUCAUCGCAAAGAUGGGUGGAAAUGAAGGCGAGCCACUCACUAAUAAAUUAUUCUUUGAUGGAAAAGUGCAUGUAAAGGAGCUCAUCGUUGGUCAAAUGAACGAUAUUAAUCUUCAGGAGCUUCUUGAACAACUCUAUUAUCGUGUGUGGCCUCAAAAUGUUACCGCAAAGCAUACAUUUAAAUAUCUUCAUACUCCGAAUAUGUUCACACCGCAAAUCAAUAACAUCCGCACAACGUACCUGAUCAACACCAACGCGCAACACCUCCAGGUGCUGGAAGUAAAGCACGGUUUGCGUUUAACAAAGCCACGCUUUAAGCGCUCACUCUACGCCAACAUUUCGCGCUGUGAUGUGCACGCUGCCAUUGCAAACAUUCAUCACAUACCAAAGCGAGCUUGGCGCGCGGUUGUAGUCGACAAUCUCACCCUGACGGACGCCGAAAAUCCACUCGCACGUUUGCUGCACAACGCAGUGCACACAAAGAAGGACAACAUCAUUCUGGCUCCGACAAGCUUGCAUCAUGCGUACGCCGACGCCGUAUUCAAUAGCAAGCAGAUAAAUGGCAUUGAUUUGCAUCGGAUCGUGAGCGACGCGCUGACGCACAAUGCAACUGAUCAGGUCGUCACUGGUGUGAAAGAGUUUGUUCAACUAAAUGUAGCGGCGAUGGGUGUCGAGGGUAACACGCUCAUUCCCAAAGUAAAUGAUAUUAAUAUAACCGAUUUAAAUGAAAGUAUUUUGGAUGCCACGGGGGUAAAUCUCAAUGGUGGCAUUCGCGGAAGGAAAACCUUUUUCGGCGGGGUACAAACCGAUCGUUUCACAACACCUGUUGCCUCCGGUGUCCUGCCUGAUAAUUUAGUCUCUCUGGAUAGUUUAAGGCCCAUUCCGAAGGCUACCUUCGAUGAUUUGACCAUUCGGAACACGUUGAACAUCAACAUGGUGAACAAUGUUAACUUUAGCAAGUUCCUCGAUGAUAGGCUGCUACUGGAUGCGGGUCACGAUCAAACCACAACCGCAAAUUACUACUUUGAUGCGUUACAGCUCAAUGGGAAAACCACAAUCCCGAACGUAAAUGAUAUUAAUCUUGAUGAUGUCGUCUUCGAUGAUGGUCUGCAGGUUAUAAAAGAGCCGAAAAAGUUCACGCAGGGUUUAGAAGUUCAAGGUGACGCCAUUAUUGAAGUCCUAAAUGGGUUACCAGUUAGUGAUUUGUACCAAAAUUCAAUUCUUCUUCAGAAAGAAGCGAGAAUUAACGGAAAUAUUAAUCUUUUGGCGCCUUCGCAAAUAACCGGAGACAUUCGCGCCGAGAGCAUUAACGGCGUUCCAUUUGAGCACAUUCGUGAAAUACUGCGCUCUGAUAAUCAUCGCGUGCGCAUCGAAGUAAUAAACGAUGCACUCCGCCAAAUUGAAGGAUUAGUUACAGAAAACACCGAUGUUAUCAAAAGAUUACCACAUGAAUAUUUAUAUCUUGAACGAUCGGAUGAUCUUCAAAUCCAACUGGAGAAUACUCACGAUGCCCAAAUCAUCGAGAAAAAAGAUGGCGUCUUGAUGCACAUUCACACGAGUGAACCAGGUCCAACUUGUGGCUUACCAAAUGAUUGCACAUGUCCUAAUCAAAGGACAGUCAGUAUACAUCCAGGAAAAACACAUGGUUUCUUUGAGAAUAAAUACGAUCAAAGAAUAUAUUCAUAUGAAGAUCGUGAGGUGAUCAUUGAUGUAAUCACCAACACAAAAAGUCGAAGUAAAUUAUGCAGUUCCAAUUCAUCUCAGGAGUAUACAUCCGUAAAUUGGUACACUUUCGCUGGGGAAGGAAAAAAAUAUAAUUUCCCUGAACAUAUCACUGGAUAUAUCUCAGAUGUGAAGUUCUUCGCGUUGGAUGGACAUGUUUAUGUGAUAUUGGCGAAGUUGUAUGAUAGUAGUCAUGAUACCACUGAACUAGACUCGAUGGUGCUGCGUCUUUCGCAGGAUAAAACACAAGUUGAACAUGUUCAUAAGCUGCGUACCAAUGGCGCAUCGACGUUGCACGUCUUCCAUACUGCUCAGGGGGUUAAUUUGGUCAUUGGUAAUGUUGGCAGUGGGUUGUUCUAUGAAACACUUACAACGGACAUCUAUAGAUUUAAUCGUGAAACCAAAAUGUUCCAAUUAUUAAGACUGGUCCCAACAACAGGUUGUACAUCUGCGACGUCAGUAGUGUUAGGCGCUGAUAGUUUAAUUAUCCUAGCGCAGAAAAACAGUCCUCUGCAGGUUUUAAAGUAUAAUCCUUUCUAUCAGACGUAUUAUUUCCAUGAGACGAUUCUUCAUGAGUUGCCUGUGACGAGUGUAUCAGUAUUUUAUACUGGAGAUUUUGGUAGAAGUGAUGCGUAUUUAACUGCAGUCACAGAUAAAGGACACUUUUAUAUCUAUUCCUAUCACUAUCUUAUUGGUUGGAAGACGGAAUCCGAAGGGCAGUUAAUGGGUUUAACCGCCCUUGUGCCUUUGGAAAUCGCCAAGAAGCAGUAUUUAUUCGCGCCGUCUUCUAGUACAACAAGUACACUGCUGACGAUUGUUAAACAAGGUGUUUAGUUGUUGAUAAGUGUUUAUUUAAUGUUUGUUAAUUGUUAUACGCAUUAUAGUAUUGAUGUGAAGUGUUUAUAAUAAAGAAGGACAAUGAAAGAA
Molecule: messenger RNA, 6010 nt
Organism: Dalotia coriaria
Lineage: Eukaryota; Metazoa; Arthropoda; Insecta; Coleoptera; Staphylinidae
Gene: fs(1)M3
Product: female sterile (1) M3
Exons: 21
Coding region: 89-5917 (1942 amino acids)
Cellular component (GO): cell surface
Molecular function (GO): heparin binding
Source: RefSeq, a predicted model, not a curated record